Molecule: messenger RNA, 1590 nt
Organism: Neocloeon triangulifer
Lineage: Eukaryota; Metazoa; Arthropoda; Insecta; Ephemeroptera; Baetidae
Gene: p47
Product: NSFL1 cofactor p47
Exons: 7
Coding region: 134-1291 (385 amino acids)
Biological process (GO): Golgi organization; nuclear membrane reassembly; membrane fusion
Cellular component (GO): nucleus; cytosol
Molecular function (GO): ubiquitin binding
Source: RefSeq, a predicted model, not a curated record
GAACCAGACGUGCAGAUUCUUUGUGGAUAGUUAGGCAUCGUGACAGGGCUAUUUCUGUCGGCUUUUUGAUCGCAAUUAAAUUGCACUUACGGUCUGCAGAGGUGCACUAGCAGUUAAUUUGACAACUCUCACGAUGGCAGAUCAAGAACGCAUGACUGCCGAGUUCAUGGAGCUGACCAACGCCAGUGCAGACCGUGCGAAAUUCUUCCUCGAGUCUUGCAGUUGGGAUGUUCAGAUGGCUAUUUCAAACUUUUUUGAGAAUGGUGGAGCUGAUAUGGUUGACGAUGAGCCAGAGAUUGUCCGAGAAGUCCCAGCACCUCCGCGGCCUCCUGCACAGGUGAAAGUCGAACCAGAAGAAACAUCCAAAAAGACCGAGAAAAAAUCUUCAUCUUCUUCAACUUCUAGAAUCCAAACUCUGAGGACUCUUGAAAAUUCUGAAGGAAGCUCAGAUGAGGAAGGACAGGCUUUCUAUGCAGGUGGUUCUGAACACAGUGGUCAACAGAUUCUGGGACCAGCAAAGAAGAAGGGAGAUUUUGUCAAGGACAUCUUCAAAUCUGUCCGAGAGCAUGGUGGAGAAGAAGUUGACCCGCGACAGGCAUCUUCUAGCAAGAAAUCUGGGGCCUUUGGUGGAACUGGCUACAGACUUGGCCAAACUGCUACUGAAUCAGAGGUUGUGAUCCCUUCAACUUCAAACGAGGACAGAACUUCUCCACUGCAGAUCACCAUCAAGAUGUGGAAGACGGGCUUCAGCAUUGAUGAUGGUCCUUUGAGGGAAUACGAAAACAACAGAGAGUUUCUAGAGUCAAUCAAAAAUGGAGAAGUGCCUCCUGAGUUGGUGAACCAAGCCAGGGGUAGAGAGGUGAACGUGGACCUUGAGGACCACCAUAUGGAAGAGUUCCUUCAACCCAAGAAGAAAGUUUUUGCCUUUGCUGGCAAAGGGCACGUCUUGGGCAGUCCUGCUCCUGUGGCGAUUGGAGCCACCCAGCCAAUGACGGAGAAAGACAAAGAGUCAAACGAAGAUGCUGCUAAGACUGCUGUUAGCGUAGACUCAACCCAGCCAACCACAACUGUGCAGGUGCGGCUGAUGGACGGUUCUCGACUCCUGGCCAACCUGAAUCAUACUCACACAGUCAGCGACCUCAGGAGGUUUAUCACCAUUGCCAGGCCCAAUUUGCAGCAGCAGACGUUCUACUUGCGCACAACUUUCCCAAGUGCUGAACUGACGGAUGACUCCAAAACUCUGAAGGAAGCUGGUUUGUUGAAUGCUGCUGUACUUUUGCGACUCAACUGAAUUACGUCUGUUUGCAAACUGAACAACCUGUUAUCCCAAAGCGUUCAUACAGUUAACAAAUUCAUCAUUGGAGCUAAAGUCUUAUAAUUUCCAUAAUGCAUUCCGUGUCUCGUUACGAGAAUGAUUGUUACAUGCUUGCGGCAAAAAGCGUUUGCUGCAAUUUAACAAGUAUCCCUGUCAAAAAUUACAAGCAAAUUGGGUUGCUUUGAAAAUUUCUUUUUCAACCUCUGCCUCACAAGUGAUGGCAUUUAAUUGUCUCUUAAUGUAUUUGGUCAAUAAAAUAAUUUAAUUUCUAAUUA